AUCUAGUUCAACAAUACGGUCACCGUGGGUCCGGGGAGGGUAGGGGAGAACCUACCACUCCUUUGCCCCUCCCGGGGUUGUCGCGGGUCGCUUCCUGCCACUUGGCUGGUUGGUGUAAAGCCGUGAAAAUUGUUAUCCCACCGCAAAAUCGCCCUCGCUUACGCACAUACGGUUACAGGUUACGUGUCAACCACCCGAAUGCGUGCGGGUGCGGGUGGCGAGUGUGGAGGAAAUGGUUUGAAUGCAUGAACAUUCGUAGACGUAGAACGAGUCCGUCCACGCAACACCGGCACCGGUGGGAAAUUUGGUUAAAAAUAAAUCCUCCGAAAGCCAGAGUUUGUACGUUUAAAGUGUGUCGGGUCUAGAUCCAGCUCCCCAGCGCACGACCACUAAACCGUCACCUAGAGGGCAGCACUAGCGGAGUACAGCGACACAAAGACCCCCAACGUACCACACCCAUACCAUGAGGCGGCCGUACGUUGAAUCAUUGCAUGAAAGGUGGCCACUGCGUUAGAUGCGUAUGCCGGUGUGUGUGUGUGUGUGUAUGCGUAUUGUGCAACUUGUGGGAAGCUGCAGAGGAGUAUAUCGGUAGCUAGAGGGCCUCGGUUUGCGCAAACGCACCGCAGCAUACCUUACCCAGGGAAGCUGUGGCCGAAGCUGUGAGCCCGUGCACCGUGCCGCGACUGCCUAAUAAUAGGCCUGCGCAUAACCGGCCGCGCAGGCCGAAAUAUAAAAAGACUGUGUUUGUCGGUCGCCGAAUAAGGCGAAUAAGACCCGCCUGAAGGAAGGAAGCAGCCGUAGUUAUCAGCGACGGCGCUUCUUUAAAAUCAGUCGCUCACGAGCUGUAAUCGAGUAGAGUCGUUCUAAUCUAACCAGCUAAGCACCAUGUCUGAGAAGGAGAAGAAGGUCAAGAAGAAGAAGGCGUCGUCCAAGGAUGACACCCCAGCAGAUACCCCUGGAGCAGACACCCCGGCGGCACCGACCCCCUCGGACUCUGCGGCCGGCUCGCAGCGCGGCUCGACCCGCGGCUCGUCGUCCCGCAAGGCAAAGAAGGCCCCAUCCUCGGUCUUCGUUCUCUUCUCCCAGAAGCAGAUCGCCGAAUUCAAAGAGGCUUUCGCGCUAAUGGACAACGACAAGGAUGGUGUCAUUGGCAAGAACGAUCUCCGCUCCACCUUCGACGCCCUCGGCAAGCUGGUGUCGGACAAGGAGCUGGACGAGAUGCUCGGUGAGGCUACGGGACCGCUCAACUUCACCCAGCUGCUGACGCUGUUCGCCAACCGCAUGUCGGGUGGUGGCCAGGAUGACGACGAUGUCGUCAUCAACGCGUUCAAGGCCUUCGACACCAACGGCAAGAUCGAUGGCGAGAAGUUCCGCUUCGCCCUGACCCACUGGGGCCAGGACAAGUUCACCGAGGACGAGGUUGACGAUGCAUUCGAUCAGAUGGUCAUUGACGAUAAGGGCUACAUCGACACUGCUGCUCUGAUCGGCAUGCUCACCGGAUCCGAGGAGGGAGAGGAAGAAUAAAUUUUAUAAUUAAAAGCCAAAAACAAAACCAAAAAACUAACCUAAAAAAAAUCUAAACAAUGAAUUCUGUUUAUUUUGUAUAACUA
Anopheles gambiae (African malaria mosquito) is the source of this 1610-nucleotide messenger RNA. RefSeq names its product myosin regulatory light chain 2 (gene Mlc2). NCBI's taxonomy places the organism in Eukaryota, Metazoa, Arthropoda, Insecta, Diptera, Culicidae. Gene Ontology annotation, biological process: post-embryonic development; locomotion. Gene Ontology annotation, molecular function: myosin heavy chain binding; calcium ion binding. Gene Ontology annotation, cellular component: myosin II complex; cytoplasm. The coding region runs from base 886 to 1524 and encodes 212 amino acids. The transcript is spliced from 3 exons. The record is from RefSeq and is a predicted model, not a curated record.